UCUGUGUGGUACUAAUUCUGGCAUUCUUUCAGACUAACAGGGAUGCCAAAGGAAAAAUAUGAUCCUCCAGAUCCUCGCAGAAUUUAUACCAUCAUGUCAGCAGAGGAGUUAGCCAAUGGGAAGAAGUCUCACUGGGCAGAAUUAGAAAUCUCGGGUAGAGUGCGGAGUUUAAGUACAUCACUUUGGUCACUGACGCACUUGACUGCUCUUCACCUCAAUGACAAUAAUCUUACUCGCAUUCCACCUGAUAUUGCCAAACUCCAUAAUCUGGUUUACCUGGAUUUGUCAUCCAACAAACUUAGAAGUUUACCAGCAGAACUAGGAAACAUGGUAUCUCUCAGGGAAUUGCUUUUAAAUAACAAUCUGUUACGGGUUUUGCCUUAUGAACUUGGACGGCUCUUCCAGCUACAAACCCUAGGUUUGAAAGGCAAUCCUUUAUCACAGGAUAUUCUCAGUCUGUACCAGGACCCAGAUGGAACACGUAAGCUACUGAACUACAUGCUUGACAAUCUAGCAGUUCACCCAGAGCAGUUGCCUGCAAGGCCAUGGAUUACUUUAAAAGAACGAGACCAAAUUCUGCCCUCAGCUUCAUUCACAGUUAUGUGUUACAAUGUAUUGUGUGAUAAAUAUGCCACCCGGCAGCUAUAUGGCUACUGCCCAUCCUGGGCAUUAAAUUGGGAGUAUAGGAAAAAGGGAAUCAUGGAAGAAAUCGUGCAUUGUGAUGCAGAUAUCAUUAGUCUUCAGGAAGUGGAAACAGAGCAAUACUUCACCCUCUUUCUGCCAGCAUUAAAAGAGCGUGGAUAUGAUGGAUUUUUCUCUCCAAAGUCACGUGCCAAAAUCAUGUCUGAGCAGGAGAAAAAGCAUGUGGAUGGCUGUGCAAUAUUCUUCAAGACAGAAAAAUUCACAUUGGUGCAGAAGCACACUGUGGAGUUCAACCAGGUAGCAAUGGCCAAUUCUGAAGGUUCAGAAGCUAUGCUAAAUAGAGUCAUGACAAAGGACAACAUUGGAGUUGCUGUGGUGCUAGAAGUGCACAAAGAAUUAUUUGCAACAGGUAUAAAGGCUCUUCAUGCUGUGGACAGACAGCUACUUAUUGUGGCAAAUGCCCACAUGCACUGGGACCCUGAAUACUCAGAUGUGAAACUCAUUCAGACUAUGAUGUUUGUCUCAGAACUGAAAAAUAUCCUUGAGAGAGCCUCUAGCAGGCCUGGUAGCCCAACAGCAGAUCCUAAUUCUAUUCCUCUGGUGCUGUGUGCGGAUCUUAAUUCCUUGCCUGAUUCAGGUGUUGUGGAAUACUUAAGCAAUGGUAUAGUAGCUGACAACCAUAAGGACUUCAAAGAGUUGCGUUACAAUGAGUGUCUCAUGAACUUCAGUGGUAAUGGAAAAAAUGGAGCUUCUGAAGGAAGAAUCACACAUGGCUUCCAGCUCAAGAGCGCCUAUGAAAACAACUUGAUGCCUUACACCAAUUACACUUUUGAUUUCAAAGGAGUAAUUGACUACAUUUUCUAUUCCAACACUCAUAUGAACGUGCUUGGUGUCCUCGGGCCUUUGGAUCCUCAGUGGCUGGUUGAGAACAACAUCACUGGGUGUCCUCACCCUCACAUCCCUUCAGACCACUUCUCACUGUUAACACACCUCGAACUCCACCCUCCACUCCUGCCUCUUGUCAACGGUGUUCACUUACCAAACAGGAGGUAGUGGAGCCCUGCCCCUUAGAGGGCUAGGACCUGUUGUUAUGGACCUGUACAGUUGUAAAUCAAAGUAUGUAGGAGUGAAGUAUGGCCAACCUUAAGCUGCUUCUUCAAGCUCCUUUCAUUGUGUGUUUGAUAUGAGACUUUGCACAUUUUGGUGCAUAUUGGUAUCAUUUGGCACUAGGGCUGGAACCAAAGUAUUAUUCCCUUUUCAGGUUUUUAAUUUAAUUUUAAAGCUGGCAAGCUUGUUUUGUUUCAUUUGGAAACUGCAUUUGUAAACAGACGUAUCAGAUUGAAAACUUGCAUAUUAAUCUAUCUAAAAUGUAAUGCUUUAUUCCAAAUUGUAGCAAAAAGAGCCAUUUUUAAAAGGAAAAUAUGUAAUACUUAAAACUGAAUGAAAAGGACUUGUUUUGUAGGGCAAAUAAUUAAAAAUACUAACUUUUUCUGGACUCAGAGAUAUGUGUGCUGCACCCAAAACAAAUUUUGCACAUCAGCAAAGCACUUAAUGUUGACUGUAAAUUAUUAACAGUGUAGCCCUCCCCUUCUCCCCAUCUAGCUAAUGUUGAAAAACCAAAGACAGUUGCAUAUAUCUAUUGAAAUUUGAGGGCUAAAUUAUCUCCUGAUGUAUCUCCAUUCACUACGAUGGAAAUAUGCCAUCAGAGCAAUUAGAUCUAAGCAUUUAAAGCUGUAUAAAACUCUCUUGCUUGGCAGACAUAUUGGUAAUUUACUCGGAACUCUGAAGAACAUAAAUCUUUUAUUUUUCUGACUAAGAAAUGUAUCAAUCCAAACUCUAUUAAACAGUCAUCUUAGACAAACCAAGGCAGGAAGCUGUUCAGCAACAUAGCAUGGGAACAGGACUUUAGAAACAAAGUUAAGAAAUUGCAUUUAAAAAUUGUUGCAAGAAUUUUUUGAGUUGUGAUCUGCAAGAGCAAAUUUGUUCCAACCCUAUCUUUGGGUCUCCUUUUGGAAAGUUAAGUUGCAAAGAUGGAUUGGAUGCAACUGGUCAAACUAGGGGUACAGGAAAAACAACUCUGGAAAUGAUCUUACUUCUGUCUCCAACAGGCAUGUUAAAUAACUGUCUAGGUGUUUUUAUGUGUGUGGGGGAGGAGAGAGUGGUAGCCAUCGUCAUUCCUUGGAUUAUUUUUCCUGACCCUAGUUGCCAAAUAGCCAUCAUAUGCUUUUAAUAAUCGUUGUUUCUCUUUGUUGGUUAGGGUUGAAUUAAAAAGCUACUGGUUCAUUCCCAGCUGUUAAUGUUCUCAAGUUGUGUUGGACUCUUUUCUUUUAUGCUCUAGGUGGCCAGUUCAAAACUUUGUGCCUCAAGAGGCAGUAAACAUAAUGCAGUUUUCUGAAAGAAUUUAGUAGGCUGCUUUAAAUGUUUAAAAAAUGGCACAGUAAUAAGAAAAGGUUGUGUCUGUGUUUUUAAGUUUUUCUUUAUUCUGCUUUUUUGCUGCUAUAAGAUUUUCUUGAAUUUAUAUUUUAAACUUUUCAUGCACUUUACUGUUUCUAGUCUCAAAAUGUAAUAUUUUUAAUAAAUAAGAAUUUUUUCCAUUAUGUGAAUGAAAUUUUUAAACAGAUUGAUAGCCUAUAUUUGUCUCAUUCAUAUAUUUAAAAAAUCAAAUUUAAAUUGUUAAAUUAGUUUUAAAUACUAAGGAGCCAUCUUCUGUCUUGCGAAACUGAUAUUUUAGGCUGUUCCACCAUUCUUUAAUUAAUAUUCCUUUUGUCAUUUUUAUAUACAGGAAGUCAUCCAUAGAAAAUCAAUUGGGCUAGAGUAGAAAAUCUAUCCUGAUUUUUGUUUUGCUGGGAGGGCGGGAUAGCGGGGGAUAUAAUGAUUGGUUUGGCAGAACCACAACUCCCGUUCAGAAGUGCCUAAAAAUGGAGGCAUCCUCUAUUGUCUAAUAUAAAUUGGACAUUUACUGUAGCUGAGUGAAAUUAAUGUAAAUAAUGUCUUUUUGUGCAACACCAAAAAAAAAAAAUCUUUUAAAGAUGGAUUUUCCUCAAGGUGCAGGUAUCUUUUUAUAUACCUCAGUGUUCAACACCCUGCUAGGCUUAUAAAUUGAAAAAGUAAUUAGAGUAUAGUACUAGAAAGUAGAAUAGCAUGAAAAACUUAAUUUUGUGGACAUUACCUUUUUGUAAUCAGCUACUGUAUCUCUUUGGAGGGGUGGGUUCUCUGCUCUGGAGGUAUGCACUAACAAACCAUUUUCCUCCUUUCAUACAUGCAUGUUAACUAGCAAUGUGAGCAAUAUUUCCUACCAUACUUCACUCCCAAUAUUUUUGAGAUGUUUGUAUAAAACGGAAUUUAAAGUUCACCUAUGAUUGUAUAUGAUCUGCAGAGGAGCCCGUUUAUUAAUAAUAAUAAAAUAAUCUUUUGUAAUGUUCGGGAGGGAAUAAAUUGGGAAACAUUGUAAACAGCUUAGGUUUAUUUUUUUUUAAUUUUCUUUUGAUUUAUAAUUAAGUGAGGCGAUCUGUUGCAGGAAGGUGUUUAAUUGGGUUUUCUCUGCUUCUAAAUGCACUCUUCAGAACGUCCAUAAUCCUGUGUAAUUUUUAAGACUUGUUCUGUUUGAUAGAUGUUGCACAAAGCCUCUUAUGUGAAAAUGAGUGUUUGUGUUUCAGUUGGCACACACUUGGGGCGUGUUUACCCAAAUUUUACAUGUUCUUCCCCCUGCCACUUUUCUCAUACAUUCUGCUCCCCACUGCCCUGCUGUUUUUCCAAAAACAAGGAGCACUACCUUUUAUUGAGCUUCUAUUUCAGGUGAUCAGAAAUGCUGCUACCUUUUAAUGAUUUUGUUUUCAUUUGUGGUUUUUAACAUACAAGUAAUCUGGAACACUAUCAGUAAUAAACUGAACAGACUAAAGGCGAGCAACAUUUUUGAACAAAAGCACAUGUAUCAUACACAUGUUAGCACACAUGUCAGUGUGUGUUAUGGAUGGAGACUCCUGGCUUACAAAGUCAAGGACUUGAGCAGUUUUGAAUGUGCAAAUCUUUAAUUAAGCUUUUUUUUUUGGUAGUGGAAGGGGGAGGGAAGGAAACUCUGGAAAGUUGAGGUACCACAGUUGUUCACAAUAAAUAGAUGGGCACCUAAAUAUACUGGGCACUGAUCCUAGUCUCCUAACUUUAAACAUUGCGACUACUGCAGCAUCCUCAGGACUGAUAACUAGAAAAAAGUUCAAAUUCGUAUAGUGCUCCUUGCUUAGUUUGUUUUCAAAAUAUUGUGCCUGGUGUCGACUUCAAAGCAACAGCACUGCCUAAAGCAGAGAAAAAAAAAUCUAACACCAUUCUACAAGCAACUUUUUAAAAUUCGGUAUGGUAAAUCUGUUAGAUACGGGGUUUUGUGUGUGUGUGUGUGUAUAUAAAAAUGAGAAUUUUUGUACGAUGUACCUGAAUAUUUUUGUUUCAUUUAUUUUGAUGUAAAGUGUGAACAUUUUGCAUACCACAUGUUGAAGUCAGGUAUGGCACAAUGGGUUCUGAGACCAGCUUUUCCCAUUUGCCUUGUUUAAAGCUAUGUCUUUUCUUCAGUUUCUUGCAUUCAUCAAAUACUUCAUUUCACCAAGAAGCUUACUUUGUGCGUUUUGAAGCCACUCUUGUUUCUAAUCUGGAGAAGCAUUAAACUGUAUUUCUUGUUAGUCCCAGCUCCUUGAUUCCUCUGUUUAUAGACUAUGGCCACAGUCUUCAAACUUAUACAUUUUUCAAAAGGGCUUAAUGCUAGUACUACUCCCACAAUUUCCCAAUUGACUUCACUGGGGACAAUGUUGAGCCAGUGCUGAGAAAAUCUGAAAAUCUCCCAGCCUGCUUGCUUUUUAAGUCUGAUUCCUAAACUGAAGUUCAGACAUUUAAAUUACUACUAGCCUGGUGUGCAAAGGUGCUGAGUACCUGUGGCUUAGGUUUACUUAAGAAUUUCUGACAAUCAGGCCAUCUAUAGUUUUGGUGUUUGUUGUAUAUGACUUUAGGAGCCCUACUUUCAGCACCUGGUUCUGAAGGCUUUGGUCUAAUUUACCAAGGAGUAGACUACGAUAUAAAAGGCUCAUAUCACUUGAUUCCAUGGGGACUACAUUUUUGGUUGGUGGGGGGUUACAGGUGUGGACUAUGGAGAGGAGAAAAACUAUAAUUUUUAAAAAGAAAUUAAAGGUUACUUCGUGUUUUAACUAUAAUAAGUUAUGUGAGGAAACCAUUCUUUUACUUGCCCACUUAAAUAGUUUUAAGACUUCUAAAUCACUUGUGCAUUAUUAAUAUUCUCCCAGUAGUAAACUGAGAAGAAGUAGUGGGCAGUUAUUAACACCUCUCCUUUCUUUGUUUCUUUUUUAAAGGUCAGAUUUAAACCCUACAACAGAACUGUUUCCAUUCUAAAUCUAGGCUUCCAGCAUCAAAAAUUCAGCAUGAAACUUGGCGUAUGAGAUCUGAGUGAAAGGAUUUUUUAAUACUAAUUGUCCAUAAAAAUGAUAGGCUGCAAUAUAAACAUGAAAGGAUUAGUUUGCAAUCUUGAAUUUUAUGCAACUCCUGUAACAAAUGGAGUUGUUAUAGCAAUAUUAAACUUUAAACAGGAAUUGUUUUAAAUGGCCUGAGUAGUAUAUAUAAUCCUACAGGUAGUAACUUUCCAGAUUUUUCUGAAGUUAGUUCUCAUUAGCAAGGAAUACCUACAUAAAAAUAGAUGUCAUAACAUUUUAGGAUUACCUUUUAGAAUGACUCUUUUCCCUUCUGUAUGGGGAAAAUUGAGCUGAAACAUAUUGAGACAUCAAUAAUGGCUAAACAUUAUAAAGAAAGAAGUCAUCUGCUUCUGUGUAGUUAUAUUCUUUAUUUGACCUGGUUAUUUUUUCCCCCCAGUGUUUCAAUAGAAUAUGCUGUGUAAGUCUUCCUAAAUAUUUUGAAAUUUUGGAAUAUUUAACAUACAGCAUAAGUUAAGGAGUUAAUAACAACAUAGUUAUUACAUAUGUGUAUUAUAUAUUAUAAUACAUAUUUUGAGGUCUGAUUUUUUUUUUGCUUUUUAGCAACCUUCAUAAAAUGAAUUGCCGAACAGAAAAUGAAGUAACAUUGAAUAAGAUUCUGGUCCCACUGAAGCUGAUGAAAGCAUUGUCAUUGACCUUUAGACCAAUAGUUUCAUCCCUAGUGUCUAGUGUCUUCACAACUAUCACUACUGCUGAAAAUGUUAAAAGUGAUUUAAAAGAUCAGUGGUUGAAUACAUAGGGCUUCUGAAUGAACUAAUAAUUUCUUUCCUGUUGAAGUGGUCUAUCCAGAAUAGUAUGGAGGCAGAAUGGCACAGGGAAUCUUUAAUAUGCUAGUCUAGGAAAAGAUGAAAUUUUGGGGUGGGGCUUUUUCUGUUUAAUAAUGUGGUAAGACCUGAACACUCUUCUGAAAGAGUACAGAGAAAACUCUUACUAAAACAAUAAAAUAAAAUAACCCAUUUAUCAAAUCAUCUUAUGCUAGGUGUCAGCCUAGAAUUAACUUCUACAAAUUAUAAACAAAUGAAUAUUGGACUUGCACAUGUAGGUACCAGACAAUGCUACAACUGAUUAGGGACAAACAUUUUUUUAAAAGCUGAACCCUAAAUGUUGAAUGCAUUUGUAUCCUGUGUAGUAGCGACCACAUCUGGCACCAAGAUGGAUAAUACUUGAUUUUGUUUCAGAGUACCAGGGUAAGGAAAAGAGAGUGAUGAAACUGAAGAGGCUGUGGGUGAGGUAUUGAAAGCAACUGGAAAAAUGACAAUAAAAUUACGACCUUUUAAAAUAAGCUCUUGUUUAAAACAAAUUUUACAGCAUAAUUUGACUCUAAUGGAUAAUAAAGCAUGAUAUCUAAAUUACAGUUUAAGAUUGGUUUGGUCUAAGGAUGGCACACUUUAGGGAUGCAUAUUCUUGGAGUAUGUUCUGAAAUAAGCUUGAAGUUGGGGAAUGUAUGUUUGUACUUCAAAUUUGAAUAAUUCUGAUGGCAAAACAUGCCAAGUGAUAUGACUCUUGUCUUUUUUUGUUUUGCAAAUAGUACAGCAUGGUUUUUUUCCUUUUUUUAAGCUUGCAAAAUCCUUCACUGCUGUAGUGGGGAAGGAUGGUUAUUCUGGUACUUGGUCUCAUGUUUUUGUUAAACAGUUUCCAAGAUAUAGACAAUUUAACGAGUUUGCAUUUGUCUGUAUUUGUCUUUGUUCUUAAUCAAAGAAUCAUGGUGGCUCUCUUUACAAGUGUUGUUGUUUAUUUUGGCUUUGGCUUCAAUUUUUAAUUAAUGCAUAGUGUGGUUUUUCCAAGCAAUUAAAGUGUAGUGUGCACCA
Messenger RNA from Gavialis gangeticus (Gharial), 7933 nucleotides. It is a transcript of the gene CNOT6L, whose product is annotated as CCR4-NOT transcription complex subunit 6 like. Gene Ontology annotation, molecular function: protein binding; poly(A)-specific ribonuclease activity. Gene Ontology annotation, biological process: nuclear-transcribed mRNA poly(A) tail shortening. Bases 43 to 1695 code for a protein of 550 amino acids. The transcript has 11 exons. NCBI's taxonomy places the organism in Eukaryota, Metazoa, Chordata, Crocodylia, Gavialidae. Gene Ontology annotation, cellular component: nucleus; cytoplasm; CCR4-NOT complex. The record is from RefSeq and is a predicted model, not a curated record.